Messenger RNA from Musca vetustissima, 426 nucleotides. RefSeq lists its product as uncharacterized. The record is from RefSeq and is a predicted model, not a curated record. Bases 1 to 426 code for a protein of 141 amino acids. The transcript has 3 exons. NCBI's taxonomy places the organism in Eukaryota, Metazoa, Arthropoda, Insecta, Diptera, Muscidae.
AUGGCGCCUCAAGCGGUUCAUACGCUUAGUUCCAUUUUGGUAUACUCUCAUAAAAUGGAUCUUCGGUUAAACAGUCCAAGAGCCAUUUACCAAACAUACUGCGUUGCGGUGCUCUUGCUGCUAUGCUUUCAAUGCCAUUCCUCGGAUGCCUUUAUUUAUCGUUUAAUAUCGGAUCUACUAUCGAAUAAUGUUGCUGGAGCUCCCGUUUUGCAUGAAAGGACCGAUUGGGAUUUUGAUCCAGAAGCUGCCAGAGAAUCUCGGGCUAUAUAUUAUGAGAAACAUGGUUUCCGUGGAGAAAAAUACAUUGAACGCAUUGGUGUUGGUGAAGAUGGUAAACAGGAUGAAAGACGAGCCGAACAACAGCAGAGAGAUUUGGGACGUUUAAAUGGUGAACAUUGGAUUAAUUAUCCAGGACCACAACGAUAA